Cervus elaphus (red deer) is the source of this 1347-nucleotide messenger RNA. RefSeq names its product SLA class II histocompatibility antigen, DQ haplotype D alpha chain-like. Gene Ontology annotation, cellular component: MHC class II protein complex; membrane. The record is from RefSeq and is a predicted model, not a curated record. NCBI's taxonomy places the organism in Eukaryota, Metazoa, Chordata, Mammalia, Artiodactyla, Cervidae. Bases 61 to 828 code for a protein of 255 amino acids. The transcript is spliced from 5 exons. Gene Ontology annotation, biological process: positive regulation of T cell activation; immunoglobulin production involved in immunoglobulin-mediated immune response; immune response. Gene Ontology annotation, molecular function: MHC class II protein complex binding.
AGCCCUCAUCAUUGCUCUGCAACCCAGAACAACAACUGCUGAGACUACGCUGAGUAGAGGAUGGUCCUGAACAGAGCUCUGAUUCUGGGAACCCUUGCCCUGACCACCAUGAUGAGGACCAGUGAAGGUGAAGACAUUGUAGCUGACCAUGUUGGUUCCUAUGGCAUAACCAUAUAUCAGUCUUAUGGUCCCUCUGGCCAGUACACCCAUGAAUUUGAUGGAGAUGAGCAGUUCUAUGUGGACCUGGAGAAGAAGGAGACUGUCUGGAAGCUGCCCCUAUUUAGCAGAAUUUUAAGUUUUGACACACAGUUUGCGCUGAGAAACAUAGCCAUCAUGAAAACUCACGUGGACUUCCUGACUGAAUUCUCCAACUCUACUGCUGCUACCAAUAAGGUUCCUGAGGUGACUGUGUUUUCCAAGUCUCCUGUGAUGCUGGGCCAGCCCAACACCCUCAUCUGUCAUGUGGACAACAUCUUUCCCCCUGUGAUCAACAUCACAUGGUUGAGGAAUGGGCACUCAGUCACAGAGGGUGUUUCUGAGACCAGUUUUCUCAUCAAGAGUGAUUAUUCUUUCCUCAAGAUCAAGUAUCUCACCUUCCUCCCUUCCGAUGAUGAUGUUUAUGACUGCAAAGUGGAACACUGGGGCCUGGAUAAGCCACUGCUCAAACACUGGGAGCCUGAGAUUCCAGCCCCUAUGUCAGAGCUGACAGAGACUGUGGUCUGUGCCCUGGGGUUGACCAUGGGCCUCAUGGGCAUCGUGGUGGGCACCAUCUUCAUCAUCCAAGGCCUGCACUCAGGUGACCCUUCCAGACACCAGGGGCCCUUGUGAGUCACACUCCAGAAGAGCAGAUGCACUGCCCAUCUAUGUGGAUAUGCCAGAAGAGUGGAUAUGCCAGAUGACCUUGAACUAUUUUUGGGCCAAAUUCAUCAUAUACUUUCUCUCCUCCUACACUCCUCCUCACACUUUUUUCCUCUGGGAGUUAAGAUGCUAUAUCAUCUCACAUACCCUCAGAAUUCUCUCCCUGAUCUUCUAGUACUUUUUCUUUUUUCAAUUAUUACCUUCUAUGGGAUCCAUGAGUUAUCCCAUUCAGCAACCUAAUUCUCCAAUGGCCUUUAGCUAAUGUAUCUAUGGAAGCAAUAAAUCCCUUUAUGGGGUCUUUACCGAUUUUUUUUUUUCUGUCUCUCAACUCAAGGCUGACUAGGACCAUGGCCUCUUAUACUUUAAGCCUGUUUAAUCUCAUUUCCCAGAUUAUGUUGCAAACCCAGUAACAGAGGAGUGACCUGUAUAAACUGAUAAUAUUUUGCUAUCUUGUUGUUGUUGUUUAGUCACUAAGUCAUGCCCAACUCU